Phyllostomus hastatus (greater spear-nosed bat) is the source of this 1455-nucleotide messenger RNA. RefSeq lists its product as uncharacterized. The record is from RefSeq and is a predicted model, not a curated record. NCBI's taxonomy places the organism in Eukaryota, Metazoa, Chordata, Mammalia, Chiroptera, Phyllostomidae. The coding region runs from base 577 to 1455 and encodes 292 amino acids. The transcript is spliced from 4 exons.
UGUGGGACCGCGUCGGGUUCACCGCGGAGCCACGGCUGCAGAGUUCUGACUAGUGGACUGACUGUGCGCCACGCCGACGGGGGUCCCCCAUGGAGCCCCACACAGUUCUUUCCUUGCCUCCGUCUCUGCCAACCUCUUUGACUUAGGUAGAGACACAGAAGGUGAGCUUCUCAGAUCUGUGGCCAAUGCCAGGACGAGACAGAGAGGCCGUGUGGGGGAUUACAGGAACCUCGUGCGGCAAGAUUUUCCUGGGUCUGGAGCGAUGGACUCACUGCCAAGAGGGCAGGAGUGAGUGCGGUGAAGAGGAGCCCCCACCACACCUGGCUCUGGGAGUCAGCGGGGCUGCCAUGCACCUGGGUGAGGCGGAAACCCAGGCGUCAUUUUUUAAAAAAUUAUUGAUCUCUCUUUUGAGAGAGAGAGAGAGAGAAACAUUGAUAGGCUGCCUUGAACCCACAACCUAGGUAUGUCCCCUGACUGGGAAUUGAACCCACAACCUUUUGAUGUACAGGACAGCACUCCAACUAACCAAGCCUACCGGCCAGGGGGCAAAGAUGUGUCUUCAGGAGCCCUAACCCCAUGCCUUGUACUAAGACCCUGCCCGGGAGGACAGCCUGCCCUGAGAGGGGGACUCCGCUUUGCCUGUCUCUCAGGUGCGGGGCCCCCAAGGCCAAGGGCGGAUGCCGUGGCCCCGUUGGCUGGCCUGGCUCGGACGUGCAGCUCAGGCUUGCCGUCAGGGGAGCCUGGGUUCUCCUCCCAGAGCUCCGGGUCCGCCACCCUGGCCCUGUCCGGCAGGCCUGUCCAUGCAGCCUCGUACGAAAGCACUCCGUACCGCUAACUGCUGGAGGUGCAGGGAAGGCGGCCGCCUGCUCCGUGGAGAAGCUGCAGGGACGUCCUGUCCGGGAAUGGACCAUUACCCAAACGCUGCUGCUAGUGCAGCCGGGACACAGCUUACAUGCGGCUUCCGGCAGCCGUGCAGGUGCGUGGCACCUUGCCAUCAGAGUGUGCCCACGCGGGACAGAUGCCCUUCUGUCACAGCUGGCCACCCGAGCAGGAGCCACCGUGGCAGGACACCUCAGCACACCCCUCCCCUCUGCCUGCAAAGUGAGGCCCCUCCAGAUCCCGCUUUGUCAAACUCUCGCCGAGGUACUUCGUUUUCAGCCGAACUGUUUCUCAGCCCGUCCCCUCGGUGAUCAGCUGCGGCCUCACCCUGCCCUCGGCGGCGGUCACGUACCACGCCUGUCGGUUCCUCUGUUUCACGCGUUUCCCGGCCGGACCCGCAGAGGGCAGUGCAGAUGCUCCAAGCGGCCCGGAGACAAGCAUGGCCUGCGGAGGUGGGUCCUGGAGCAGGCAGAGCUCCGGCAGGUGGAGAGCAACGUCCCUGGGCGGCGGAGUGGAGGAGGAGGGACGGGGAGAGGGAGUCUUGCCGUGGAUCAGACCUCAGCCUCCGCCGCCUAG